Molecule: messenger RNA, 2406 nt
Organism: Aspergillus campestris IBT 28561
Lineage: Eukaryota; Fungi; Ascomycota; Eurotiomycetes; Eurotiales; Aspergillaceae
Product: putative sister chromatid separation protein (Src1)
Exons: 3
Coding region: 1-2406 (801 amino acids)
Cellular component (GO): nuclear inner membrane
Molecular function (GO): chromatin binding
Source: RefSeq, a predicted model, not a curated record
AUGGAAGACGCCUACGAUUACCUGGCGGUCGAUUUCGAUCUCAAUUCUCUCACCGUUCCCCGGCUGCGCUCUAUCCUCGUCAACCAUGACGUCCCCUACCCGGCCUCCGCCAAGAAGGCGCAGUUAAUCCGCAUCUUGGAAGAUGAGGUCUUACCCCAGGCCAAGAAGCUGCUGCGCGAGCGCGAGCGCGUGAAGAGGACAAGCGAGGGCAUUACGGAUAUGCCAAGUCGCGCGACCUCUGUCGCCAGUGAAUAUGAUGCACCCCCCGCGCGAGCGCGUUCCGUCCGUGAUUCGCAACCGCCGCCGACUCCCUCAACCGUCGGCCGACGGGGCCGCUCCCGCGUCAGCACGAGGCAAUCGACCGUGGAGACAGACGACGGACAGACGCCUGCGGCACCCGCGACACCCGCGACUACAUCGAGGAAAACCGCGCCCAAAUCGGAAUCUAAACGCUACGAUCUAUCCGACCUGCAGGACUAUCAUGAGGUCCCGGUCACCCCGCGCGAGCCACGCACGGCCAGCCCCCGCAAGUCAACCGCCAGAAAAUUACGGAGAAGUGAGAUGGCUCCCUCGACCGAGCCAGAGCCCCCAGUGUCGGCGAUCAAGGCCGAGCCGCUCGAGGACGGUCAUUUCAGCACGGAUAACCCCUUCCAGAGCGGAAGUCCGGCGCGAGAUCCGACCCGUGACCAAAAGCGCAGGAGCAGUUCGCGACGUUCAACGCAGAGCCCGGCCCUGAGUCACGGGCUCCGUGCCCGGAAGUCUGAGACCCCGGUUUUCCCCGCCCCCGACGACAGCGGGAGAGCUUCCGCGCGGGCGUCGCUCGCAUCACCCGCCUCCAAAUGGACGUCUCCGAAACUGUCCCAGCCUAUCGAAGAGGAGGACGAAGAGGACGACGAAGUAGAGGAGGAAGAGGAGGAGGAAGAAAGUGGACUGAGCGCGGGAGAAGAGUUCACUCCCGAUGAACAACUAGCGCUAGAGCGGGAACAGGCCGACCGACUUUAUCCACCGCGUAACCAGACCCGACGACCUCGGAAACAGGGACCAGUCAGCAAAGCGGCCCCGUGGGUAGUGAUACUGAUGCUGUUUGGAGGCUUCGCGGCCUGGUGGCGGCAGGAGAAGGUCGAGAUCGGCUUCUGUGGCAUUGGCAAACCGACGUGGUCGUUAGCCGAAACCAAGGUUCCCGAAUGGGCCAGCGUCUUGGAACCGCAAUGUGAGCCCUGCCCGCCGCAUGCUUUCUGCUAUCCCGACUUCGAGGCUCGCUGCGAGCACGAUUUCAUCCUCAAACCUCAUCCGCUGUCGCUGGGGGGAUUGAUCCCGUUGCCUCCCACCUGUGAACCCGACAGCGAGAAGGCACGCCGCGUCAAGGCCGUCGCCGACAAAGCCGUUGAGAAGCUCCGAGACCGCCGGGCCAAGUAUGAGUGUGGAGAACUAUCAGAGGGCGACAAGGCAGCCAAAGGCCCGGAGAUCACCGAACCAGAUUUGAAACAGGAAGUUGGCGAAAAGCGCCGCAAGGGCAUGAGUGAUGCCGAGUUCGAUGAUCUCUGGAAAGGGGCCCUCGGCGAAAUCGUCGGCAAAGACGAGGUUAUCACCAAAUCGGAACCCUCUUCUGUCCUCAUCCUCACAUCAACUUCCGUCAGCCGCCUACCCCUCACAUGCGCCUUCCGCCGCUACGUCCGACUCUCUAUCCUCGCGUAUCGACUCCCUCUUUCAAUUUUAGCUCUAUGCAUAGGUCUCGCCACCUACGCUCGCUCUAGGUACCUUGCUCGUCGAUCCGACUUGGGCCGCGUCCCCGACCUGGUCGCUACUACCCUAGACCGCCUCGCAACGCAGGCAGCCUUGCAUGCGCGCGGAGAAGCCCGGGAAGCGUAUAUCCCCAUUGGGCAGUUGCGCGAUGAUGUCCUCCGGUCUGAACUGCAGGGCAGUCGGCGCGAAGGAUUAUGGCGACGGGUUCGCGGUGUUGUGGAAGGAAAUGCCAACGUCCGCGCUGCCGUGCGAGAGGGUCGCGGUGGAGAUGUGGCACGCGUGUGGGAAUGGAUUGGUGGGAUCGGCGGUUGCAGCGCUGACACUACCGGCACUCCAUGCACGGAAUGUGCCCUACACAACCGGGAGUGUAUCAUUGACGAAUUUGCCGACAAACGGCGCAAGGUUGCGGCCCGGCGGGCCCACGAGGAUCUCAAAUAUUACCGUGGGUUUUUGGAAGAACUACUCACCGCGAUUCGGUACUGCAACCAGUCGACGGUGGAUACGAUCGUCGAUGUUAUCCGGUCGGGGGCAUCUCAAGAGGAGAUCCAGGCCACAGUCAGCCAAUUCGGCAGUGAACGUCUGAAGGAGCAAGAUCAGUUGCCCGCUUCCCAUCCGACCAGGGUUGAUGGUGAUGCGUCCUCAUUGACGCCGGAUAACAUCUGA